Molecule: messenger RNA, 1545 nt
Organism: Triticum aestivum (bread wheat)
Lineage: Eukaryota; Viridiplantae; Streptophyta; Magnoliopsida; Poales; Poaceae
Product: protein NRT1/ PTR FAMILY 5.13-like
Exons: 1
Coding region: 3-1268 (421 amino acids)
Biological process (GO): transmembrane transport
Cellular component (GO): membrane
Molecular function (GO): transmembrane transporter activity
Source: RefSeq, a predicted model, not a curated record
UCAUGGUCACUCUAGCGUCCACUCUACUGGAGCAAAGCUCCUUGCCGGCUCGCGACAUCCAUACCUCUUCCGGCCCUUCGUCGCUACAGGUGGCCUUCUUCUAUGCCUCGCUCUACCUAAUCGCCCUGGCGCAGGGCGCCGACAAGCCGUGCGCCUUGGCUUUCGCAGCCGAGCAAUUUGAUCCCGAGCACCCCAAAGAGCGUGCAUCCCGUAGCUCCCUCUUUAACUGGUGGUUCUUCUCGAUGGCUGUCGGCAUCUCCAUCUCCGUCGCCGUCGUCAGCUACAUCCAGGAGAACGUCGGUUGGGGAAUCGGCUUCGGCAUGCUUUGCGCCAUCAUGGUUUGUACCUUCAUCGUAUUCCUCUCUGGCACCCCCACCUAUCGCUUCUGCGUUCCCACCACCGAUGUUGAGAGUCCUUUCGCCCGCCUCGGUCGUAGCCUUGGCACACUCAUCAAGAGCUCAAGCUUCCCCUUCAGUACAAAUGGACACCAAGACGAUGAUGUUGUGGCCAAAUCUGAGGAGGCGCGCAGCAUGCUCCGUGUGUUGCCGAUCUGGGCGGCAUGCCUGGCGUAUGGGGUUGCGUACGCGCAAAUCAUGACGCUAUUCAACAAGCAGGGUGGCACCCUGGACCGUCGCGUCUUCGGAGGCCUUGAGCUACCGCCGGCCGCUCUUCAGACACUGGGGCCAGCGAGCAUCCUGUUGUUCGUCCCCAUCUAUGAUCGUUUGCUGGUGCCGGCACUGGGGCGUCUUACUGGCAAGCCAUCGGGGCUGACGCUGCUGCAGCGCAUGGGCACGGGCAUGGCGGUGUCAAUGGGAGCGAUCAUCGCAGCGACGCUGGUGGAGGGCCAACGACUAGAUACAGCACGGGAGCACGGGCUGGUGGACGACGCCAGGGCGACGGUGCCGAUGAGCUGGGCAUGGCUGGUGCCGCAAUACGUGAUGAUGGGUGUGGCAUACGUGCUGGCGGUGGUGGGCAUGCAGGAGUUCUUCUACGACCAGAUGCCCCGCGAGCUGCGCAGCCUCGGACUGGCUCUCUACUUUAGCGUCAUGGGCAUCGGUGGCUUCAUCAGCAGCGCCCUCAUCUCCUUCAUCGACCGUGUUACUAGAAGUGGCAGCGGUGAUGGUUGGUUUGCCGACAACCUCAACCGCGCCCACCUCGACUACUUCUACUGGCUGCUCGCCGGACUCUCGGCCGCUGAGCUCGUGCUCUUCCUUUGGCUCGCCAGCUCCUACGCCUAUAACAAGAGCCACAAGAGGAUUCAGCACUGAGUGAUCACUGGGACAAUUCCCGGUUGUGUAAAAAAAAUGGUCCACAUUGUUCAGUAGGAGGUACUCCCUCCGUUCCGAAUUACUUGCCGCAGAAAUUGAUGUAUCUAGAACUAAAAAAAUGUCUAGAUACAUCCAUUUCUAUGACAAGUAAUUCCGAACAGAGGGAGUAGGAAACAAGAAAUCUGCUAGUAGUAUUAAGCGGAUGGCAUUUGUAAUUGCGAAUGUUAAAAUGAAGGGCGAGCCGAUUGGAAAUUGAUGUACUCUGGUCGACAGGUGC